ACGGGAAGAAAUUAAAGGCUCCUUGCUCUUACUAUCCUAUAAAUUGAAGGCAAAUUGCAACUCGAAAUGGGGGGGAAGAACCUGAGAGAAUCACAGAGAGUAAAGCAGCGGCUAGACUGCUAUCUACGCAGCUCCGAUGGCGGUGGGCGGUGGAGGAGGCGACACCCAGUGGCGGCGACGGUAGCGGCUGCAGCUCCGGCCGGAUAUGGGCGGCUAUCUCCAACUCCGUUCAAGCUCCAAUUACUUCAAUUUCAUCUUCUUCAACAAUUGGUAACCCUAUAUGUUAUUUCUUCAAUUUCUUCUCCAAUUUCAUUGUAAAAGUGUUGUUUCAAUUCAAAUUUACAUUUUUUCCCUUGUUUGUGUUAAUUUCGAAAAUUCCAAAAUGAUUACAAUUCUUAUGCUUGAGUAGUUCAAGGAGACCUGCAAAAUAUUUUCAUCAUUAGACGUUAAAGUUUAUUAAAGUGUAUCAAAUGUUCUUCAUGAAUACUUUGUGCAUGGGAGUUAGAAUGAAAGAAAGAUUCGCUCUUUUAUAAACUUUUUCAUCUUUUGGAAUCAUUAUUUGAGCGCUUGAGAUUACAAUUCUUAUGCUUGAGUAGUUCAAGGAGACCUGCAAAAUAUUUUCAUCAUUAGACGUUAAAGUUUAUUAAAGUGUAUCAAAUGUUCUUCAUGAAUACUUUGUGCAUGGGAGUUAGAAUGAAAGAAAGAUUCGCUCUUUUAUAAACUUUUUCAUCUUUUGGAAUCAUUAUUUGAGCGCUUGAGGUGAGUGGGGGUUCAAAGUAACCAAAAGGCCUUUGAAUCUUUGACUCCGGGCCUUAUAGAGAGUUGACGAUCCUCUAUAUGUGGUCAAGGAUAUGAAUCAACUCGAGCCUUUGAAUUAUUUUCUAUUCUUAAGUGCGUAAGUUACGUAAUAUAUUGUCUAAGUGCCU
Messenger RNA from Cuscuta campestris, 926 nucleotides. NCBI's taxonomy places the organism in Eukaryota, Viridiplantae, Streptophyta, Magnoliopsida, Solanales, Convolvulaceae. The record is from the annotation of a GenBank genome assembly.